UGAGGAAGCAAAAUCUAUGGCUGCUGCAGUUACAUUAUGUAAAGCUGCUUUUUCAAACUGCCGUAGGUUUGAGGAUGAAGUUGCAGGAGCUAUCCAUGCAUGCAGUGUGAGUACUGAUGGUUUAAAAAGUAAACUAAAGAGUUUAGCAGCAAACACAGAUGCAGUCACCAAAGCAAAGGACAAGAUCAAUGCAAUCAUAAAUAGUAGACAGAUGGUAUCAAGACAAGCACCAGCUGCCAGUUGUGCAGAAAUCAUUUCAAUAUCUGCAGAACUACUUGUACUUAUUGGACAAGCACCUGCAUCUCCCAGAGUAGCACUAUUGGCUGUUUCAAUUUCUACCACAACAGCUUCCUGUUCAGCUGCUGAAAAAGCAAGCUUGAAAGAGUCAGCUGCAAGUUUUGAAACAGCUCUGGCAGCUAUUGCUUCUGAAGUAGCUGCAGCUCAAGCAACCUUACUACAGGCUACAGGAAGUACGGCAUCAGCAGCUGAUAUUGUUGCUGCUCCAUCAUGUGCUACUGACACCUGUGCACCACCUUCUGUAGUUGAAACAACUGUAGCUCCUGCAACCACUACUCCUGCUACAACAAUGACUACCCGUGCUCCAACAGCUACUAAUGCUCCAACUGGUAGGAGGAGAAGACAGGUUGUAGAAGAUAUCCUGAAGAGCAAACUUCUUUAAAUGUGUAGAAAAACAUUUAUAAACUGGACAAUGAAUACUGAAUAAUGGACCCAUAUUGUCUAAAUAUUAAAUUAUGAUUGAUAAUGUAUAAACUUUGGCAGAAGUCUUUAUUUGACAUAAAGGCAAUUAUUUAUUUGUAAUCUUUUAAUAUGUAACCUGUACUACAAAGACUAAAGGACACCUUAUAAAAUGUUAUCUGGUAUCACAAAUUGUUCAAGCUAGUAAUUUUAUAUGACAUGCUUUACCUGAAAUACAUGCAUUAAAAUUGUUAA
Molecule: messenger RNA, 951 nt
Organism: Eurytemora carolleeae
Lineage: Eukaryota; Metazoa; Arthropoda; Copepoda; Calanoida; Temoridae
Exons: 2
Coding region: 17-679 (220 amino acids)
Source: RefSeq, a predicted model, not a curated record